This is a messenger RNA of Conger conger (European conger), 2054 nucleotides long. Its product is annotated as solute carrier family 22 member 4-like. Gene Ontology annotation, molecular function: transmembrane transporter activity. The transcript is spliced from 11 exons. The coding region runs from base 1 to 1671 and encodes 556 amino acids. NCBI's taxonomy places the organism in Eukaryota, Metazoa, Chordata, Actinopteri, Anguilliformes, Congridae. Gene Ontology annotation, cellular component: membrane. Gene Ontology annotation, biological process: transmembrane transport. The record is from RefSeq and is a predicted model, not a curated record.
AUGCACGCCGCACGCUACGACGACGUUACCGAAUUUGUGGGAGAAUGGGGACAUUUUCAAAAACUGAUCAUGUUGCUCAUCUGUUUAAGCAUAGUUCCUAACGGGUUGACAAGUUUUUCCGUCGUAUUCCUUGCUGACACGCCUCCGCACCACUGCUUGAUACCCCCAAACGCCAAUAUUAGCGCCGAAUGGAGAAACUAUUCUAUUCCACUGGAAGAAGAUGAUGGGGAGAUGCGAUACAGCAAAUGCACCCGAUACAAACUGGACGUAAUAAAGCGUCUUUCAGACAACGGGUCCGUGCCUGGAAUCGACGUGAAUGUUCCUGAAAUAGAACAAGAAAGCUGUCAGGAUGGGUGGGAAUACGACAGAGACAUUUAUGUUUCCACUAUCGUGUCCGAGUGGGAUCUGGUGUGUACUGAUGCAUGGAAGGUCCCCAUUACCUCUUCUUUGUAUUUCUUUGGUGUGUUAACUGGAUGCUUCAUUUCUGGACAAUUGUCUGACAGGUUUGGGAGGAAAAUCAUUCUGUUUGCAACAAUGGCAGUUCAGACUUUGUUCGCAUUCUUCCAGACUUUCUCCACAUCCUGGCUAAUGUUCUCUGCACUUUUCUUUGUCGUUGGGAUGGGAGAAACUUCCAACUAUCUGAUAGCAUUUGUCUUAGGUACAGAAAUUUUGAGUCCAAGUACUCGGAUGGUAUUCUCCACUGUGGGGGUGUGCAUAUCUUUCUCCAUCGGCUACAUGAUGAUUCCGCUGAUGGCCUUCUUCAUCAGAGACUGGAGAAUGCUGCUAAUUGCCAUCAAUGUCCCAGGACUUUUCUGUUUCCUCCUUUGGAGGUUGAUCCCGGAGUCCCCUCGAUGGCUUCUCUCUCAGGGCCGGGUGGAGGAGGCAGAGGCCAUUUUGAGAGGUGCUGCCAAGAUGAAUGGAGUCACAGCCCCAGAGGUCAUCUUUCAGCCUCACCAGGUAGAAAACAAGAUGAAAAGCUGUAAACACUACAACAUCUGUGAUCUGGUGCAGUCCGUCAACAUCCGCUGGAUCACGAGCAUACUGAGCUUUGUGUGGGUGAUAGUUACCAUUGGGUACUUCGCCUUAUCAUUGAACACCUCCAAUCUGCACGGGGACCGCUUUUUAAACUUUUUCUUCUCUGCGGCUGUUGAAGUCCCAGCCUACAUUUUGUCCUGGCCCCUAUUUCGCUCUUGUCCAAGACGACUGUGUCUCUCUCCCAUGCUGGUCUUCGGUGGAGCGGUACUACUGGUCACACGGCUCAUACCAAGAGAUUUGAGUUCAGUAUGUACUGCACUGGAAAUGAUGGGAAAAUUUGGGGUGACGCUGGCUUUCACUAUCGUGUAUGCCUACACACCGGAGCUGUACCCCACCGUCCUGAGGAACACAGCGAUCGGCACCUGCUCCACGGCCGCUCGGCUGGGCAGCAUUGCUGCGCCCUACUUCGUCUAUCUGGGAACCUAUUACAAGUCCUUGCCAUACAUAUUAAUGGGGAGCCUCAGUGUUUUGGGGGGGUUGGUUAGCCUCCUGCUUCCUGAGACCUAUGGUAUGCCUCUCCCAGAGACCAUCAAUCACAUGCAGACUAUUCAAAGGUGUAAAAAGACACAAACAUCAAGUAAUUUAACCAGUGAUUCUCCAGUGUUGGAGAAUGACACAAUGAUUGGAUUGCAAUAAGAUAUUGAAAUUUAUGAUACUGUUAUCAGUGAUUUGAGGUCGGUAUCUACUGCACGGGAGACGACGGGGAGAUUUUGGAUCACACUGGUUUUCACCAUCUCACUACCCUACAUGGUGGAGCUGUACCCCACAGUCCUGAGGACCAUCGCAAUGGCCGCCUGCUCCACACCACAACAAUACGCUUUAGCAUGACCCACCUUGUAGCCCAGAAGAAAUACAAGCUGGCUGGUGCUAGAACAGUAACAGUUCAUUGACAUUAAUGAGAAAGACAAUCACUACAAAACCCUGUUCUUGGUCAAGCUCAUGAUUAUGGUCAUGUAGACCUAUUUCUUUUGUACUUAAAUCACUCAAAACCUGUUAUGGACAUUGUACAUGUACAUUGC